CAGUUGCGCGCGCUGUAGCUGUCAGAUAGCGGAGCCAGAGAGAGGACACCAACUGCAGCUUCGUGUGUGUAUCCAUAUCAAACCCCGUCCGUCCCUCGGCGCCUCUUCCCAGGCUUCUCUCUGCUCCCACGGCCGCUCAGCUGCUGGGCGGAACCUGGUCCCGGCGCAGCUUUUAGUCCGAACUUAACGACGGUUCUUUUUGGAGUUUGAUUCGAGAAGACAGAGAGAGAGAGGAGACAUGGCCACGACAACCUGCACGCGAUUCACGGAUGAAUAUCAGCUGUACGAGGAGCUGGGGAAGGGAGCAUUUUCAGUGGUGCGCAGAUGUGUGAAGCUGUCAACAGGACAGGAGUAUGCCGCUAAAAUAAUCAACACCAAAAAGUUAUCUGCUAGAGAUCACCAGAAGCUGGAGCGAGAGGCUCGAAUUUGUCGCCUUUUGAAACACCCCAACAUCGUCCGUCUUCACGACAGUAUAUCAGAGGAGGGCUUCCACUACCUCCUGUUCGACUUGGUUACAGGAGGUGAACUGUUCGAGGACAUCGUAGCCAGAGAGUAUUACAGCGAGGCCGAUGCCAGUCAUUGCAUCCAGCAGAUCCUGGAGGCAGUGCUUCACUGCCAUCAAAUGGGCGUGGUGCACCGGGACCUGAAGCCUGAGAACCUGCUCCUUGCGAGCAAAUGUAAGAACGCCGCAGUGAAGCUUGCUGACUUUGGCCUGGCCAUUGAGGUGCAGGGGGAUCAGCAGGCCUGGUUUGGAUUUGCUGGCACCCCAGGGUACCUGUCCCCUGAGGUAUUGAGAAAGGAGGCAUAUGGCAAACCUGUGGACAUCUGGGCCUGCGGGGUGAUUCUCUACAUCCUGCUGGUGGGUUACCCUCCUUUCUGGGAUGAGGACCAGCACAAGCUGUACCAACAGAUCAAGGCUGGGGCUUAUGAUUUUCCAUCCCCAGAGUGGGACACAGUCACCCCCGAGGCAAAGAACCUGAUCAACCAGAUGCUGACGAUCAACCCAGCCAAGAGGAUCACUGCUCAGGAGGCCCUCAAGCACCCAUGGGUCUGCCAACGGUCCACAGUGGCGUCAAUGAUGCACCGACAGGAGACUGUGGAGUGUCUGAAGAAAUUCAAUGCCAGAAGGAAACUCAAGGGGGCCAUUCUUACUACCAUGCUGGUUUCUCGAAAUUUCUCAGCAGCCAAGACUUUGCUCAACAAAAAGGCAGAUGUUAAGCCCCAGACAAACAGCACCAAAAACAGCAUAGUCACCAGCCCCAAAGGAAACAUCCCGUCACCUGCUCUGGAACCUCAGACAACUGUCAUCCAUAACCCAGUGGACGGGACAAAGGAGUCGUCGGACAGCAGCAACACCACCGUGGAGGACGAGGAUGUGAAAGCUGCUGCAAAGUUCGCCGACCUGCUGGGCUCGGUGCGCAGGGGUUCAGGGCCCGUUCCCGACGGAGAAGGGAGAUCCAGCACUCCGCCUCCCACUGCCCUCUCCACCCCCUCCCCUCCAAACAACCCCGUUGUCCCCAUGCAGAUGUCUCGGCUCACAGACCUGGUAAGCAGCGUUCGCAGGGCACCUCCGGCACCUGCACCUGAACCGUACGCUGCUUCGGCGCCGGUACCCAGCGCCAAGCCCACCCCUUCACCUGCACAUGCCACUCCCCCACCUCCCCCUCACCCUUCCUCUAGUUCUUCCUUGUCUUCCUCUCAGAUUCGCAAACAAGAAAUCAUAAAGAUCACUGAACAGCUGAUAGAGGCCAUCAAUAAUGGAGACUUUGACGCGUAUGCUAAGAUCUGUGACCCUGGACUGACUUCGUUUGAACCGGAGGCACUUGGAAACCUGGUUGAAGGGAUGGAUUUCCACAGAUUCUACUUUGAAAACUUAUUGGCCAAGAACAACAAGCCCAUCCACACCACCAUCCUGAACCCCCAUGUCCACCUGAUCGGCGAGGACGCCGCCUGUAUCGCCUACAUCCGCCUGACUCAGUUCGUUGACAAUCAGGGUCGGCCGCGGUCCACCCAGUCGGAGGAGACUCGUGUCUGGCAUCGCAGAGACAGCAAGUGGCAGAACAUCCACUUCCACUGCUCGGGCGCUCCAGCUGCCCCUCUUCAGUGAGGGUUGAUUGCUUCUGUUGUGUCUGUCGGGAGUGAAGAAGAGGAACAGGAGGAAAUGUGUCCAGUGUUGACUUGAGGGACAGGGUUCAUUGCUCCUCAACAACUAAUAGCCUCCAUUUCUGGACUCCUGUCUUCAAACCCCACACCCCCACCCCAGCAUGCAUCUCUUCUUUUACAACUACUGACCCCCAUCUGCCACCCGCCGAACAGAAAC
Molecule: messenger RNA, 2320 nt
Organism: Nematolebias whitei (Rio pearlfish)
Lineage: Eukaryota; Metazoa; Chordata; Actinopteri; Cyprinodontiformes; Rivulidae
Gene: camk2b1
Product: calcium/calmodulin-dependent protein kinase (CaM kinase) II beta 1
Exons: 22
Coding region: 239-2107 (622 amino acids)
Biological process (GO): protein phosphorylation
Cellular component (GO): neuron projection; cytoplasm
Molecular function (GO): calcium/calmodulin-dependent protein kinase activity; ATP binding; calmodulin binding
Source: RefSeq, a predicted model, not a curated record